Messenger RNA from Trypanosoma theileri, 312 nucleotides. RefSeq lists its product as uncharacterized. Bases 1 to 312 code for a protein of 103 amino acids. The transcript has a single exon. Lineage: Eukaryota; Euglenozoa; Kinetoplastea; Trypanosomatida; Trypanosomatidae. The record is from RefSeq and is a predicted model, not a curated record.
AUGGCGCGGCCGCCGUUUAGAAUGAUACCGUCUCGCACGCCAAGAAAAAAAAAAGAAAAGAGAGUGAUGGCGAAAUUACCCCAUUACCCAAAAACAAUCUGGAAUUCAUAUUAUGUUUGGGGAAGCGCUCGCUCACACUAUCAAAAUUUAUGGGUUCCUGACCCGGUGCGUUUGUUAAAGGAAGGGGGGAUGCCAGUCCGAAUAAAAGAAGCCCACCGCCAUUUGCCAUCCUAUGCGCCAUCUCCGUCUAAAGUUUUCAAUUGGCUAAAAAAGAGUAAUCUCUGGAGUUUCGAUUCACGUGCAGUUUCAUAG